CCCCACACCCUCGCCGAUAUAAAUACUCGCUGCCUACGCGAAAGUUGACACAACCCACUCUCUCCAAUCUCUCGUUCUCUGUAAAGGCGCUUUCUUUCUGUUUGGAAUCCACUGAAAUUCUGUAAUCAUGUUGGUCUAUCAAGAUUUGCUCACAGGUGAUGAACUUCUCUCUGACUCUUUUCCAUAUAAGGAAAUUGAGAAUGGAGCUCUUUGGGAAGUCGAGGGAAAGUGGGUGGUCAAGGGAGCUAUUGAUGUAGACAUAGGUGCAAAUCCUUCCGCCGAAUGUGGUGAAGAGGAUGAAGGAGUGGACGACCAAUCUGUCAAAGUGGUCGAUAUUGUUGAUACCUUCAGGCUCCAGGAGCAACCGCCUUUCGACAAAAAACAGUUUGUGGCAUACAUCAAGAAGUACAUCAAAUUGUUGUGUGCCAAGCUGGAAGGUGCGGAGCAGGAGCAGUUUAAAAAGAGCAUUGAGGGAGCAACAAAGUAUUUGCUUGCCAAGAUCAAAGACCUCCAGUUUUUUGUCGGAGAGAGCAUGGCGGACGACAGCACCUUGGUGUUUGCGUACUACAAGGAAGGUGCCGUCGAUCCAACAUUCUUGUACCUUGCGCAUGGUCUGAAGGAAAUCAAGUGUUGAGUAGCAAGGGCGGCGUCCCGAGUAACUAUAGAUUUUUUUAGUUUUUGGUUUUUAUAUAAUAUUAGUACUUUUCUAUGUUUGUUUCUGUUGCUCUUUUUUAUUUUUUACUUUGACUUGUAAAAGUAUAGCAAUUUUGCUCUUUGUGUCUCCAUAAUUUACUUUUCAUAUGUAAUUUCUUUGAAUAUGCUCGAUUCCCUCCA
Sesamum indicum (sesame) is the source of this 834-nucleotide messenger RNA. Its product is annotated as translationally-controlled tumor protein homolog. The record is from RefSeq and is a predicted model, not a curated record. Lineage: Eukaryota; Viridiplantae; Streptophyta; Magnoliopsida; Lamiales; Pedaliaceae. Gene Ontology annotation, cellular component: cytoplasm. Gene Ontology annotation, molecular function: calcium ion binding.